AUGGCUGCUCCUCCGAACCAGGGCUUCGACACAUCCUCCCUCUCCGAAGAGGACCUACGCAUCUUCCGCCUCUACGGCCGUCUUCCCUCUAACCUCGCAUCCAAACCGCCCUCCACACCAGCCCCCUCCUCCACUUCAACGACGCCCUACACCUCCGCUCCAAACUCGGGCUCCUCCCUCCAACCGGCAACCAUAACAAGCACUGGUCCCAGCGCAACCAACAACGCAGCAACCACCCGCUUCGCCCGCCACCUCCGAGAGCGCAAGUACUUUGACUCGGGUGACUACGCUUUGUGCAAAGCCGGGCGCGGGAACUCGGUGGAUGUUGGCAUGAUUGGGUCUGCGCACCCGGCGCCGGAAGAGAUUCCGCAUCCCAGUCCGUUGUCGAUCAUGCAAAGGAGGAGGGGGUCAAGUUUUUGUGGUGGGGUUAGUGGGACCUUUCAUUUGGGGACGAGAGAGGGGGAGGAGGACGAUGGAGGAGGGUAUAGGAGGUCGAGUCUGAGUGUGGAGGUUGUGGAUGCUGAUGGGGGAUAUGAGGUUGGGGUGGAUGGGAGGAAAUGA
Neurospora hispaniola is the source of this 561-nucleotide messenger RNA. RefSeq lists its product as uncharacterized. Lineage: Eukaryota; Fungi; Ascomycota; Sordariomycetes; Sordariales; Sordariaceae. Gene Ontology annotation, molecular function: protein phosphatase inhibitor activity. The coding region runs from base 1 to 561 and encodes 186 amino acids. The transcript is spliced from 3 exons. Gene Ontology annotation, cellular component: cytoplasm. The record is from RefSeq and is a predicted model, not a curated record.